Molecule: messenger RNA, 1015 nt
Organism: Cyprinodon variegatus (sheepshead minnow)
Lineage: Eukaryota; Metazoa; Chordata; Actinopteri; Cyprinodontiformes; Cyprinodontidae
Gene: lsm4
Product: LSM4 homolog, U6 small nuclear RNA and mRNA degradation associated
Exons: 5
Coding region: 112-543 (143 amino acids)
Biological process (GO): mRNA splicing, via spliceosome; spliceosomal snRNP assembly; P-body assembly
Cellular component (GO): spliceosomal tri-snRNP complex; U6 snRNP; P-body
Molecular function (GO): U6 snRNA binding
Source: RefSeq, a predicted model, not a curated record
GUCAGUUGUUUGCAAUUCGCCGAUCAAAGGAAAGAAGAAGAAGAAUUGCAGGUGCUAAAAUCGUGUUGUACUAAGCAAGAGACAGAAAAAAUAUAACGCCAAUCAGCCAUUAUGCUUCCGUUGUCUCUGUUGAAAACUGCUCAGAAUCAUCCCAUGUUGGUAGAGCUUAAGAAUGGGGAAACCUACAACGGUCACCUGGUGAGCUGUGACAACUGGAUGAAUAUAAACCUGAGAGAAGUCAUCUGCACGUCCAGGGAUGGAGACAAGUUCUGGAGGAUGCCUGAGUGCUACAUCAGAGGCAGCACGAUCAAGUACCUCCGAAUCCCUGAUGAGAUCAUCGAUAUGGUGAAGGAGGAGGUGAUGUCAAAGGGGCGCGGGCGUGGAGGAUCCCAGCAGAAUAAACAGCAGGGCAAAGGAAGAGGAGGACCUGGCCGAGGUGUGUUUGGAGGCCGUGGCAGAGGGAUGUCUGGGCCUGGACGGGGUCAACAGCAGCCAUCUGAUAAGAAACCAGGAAAACCACAGGGAAUGAAGAACCAACACUGACAAACAGUCCUGCACUUAUGCCAACAUGCUGUUCACUGAGUGAUCCCUGCUUCAAACAGGAGGAUACAAUUAACCUUUUGCUGUUUGAUUUUGGUUUGAUGUUGUAGAAAAUGGGUCUGCAAGAAAUGCUGUGCACAGUUUUUUUUCUCUUCUUUUAAUUAUGAGUCAGCAAUUUUUAACACGGUGUUGGCAACCUUAUCUUUUUCCAUUUAUAUCAAAGUACAGAUCAAUCUGUUCCUAUCUUGUAACAACUUAGUUUUGGCUUUUUUUAUGAUAUUUUUUUCUCAGGUAGUUUUAAAAAAGUACAAAGCAGCCAGUCCCAAAAUCUGUUGUAUGAGUAUUUCCUCACAUUUUUUUAUGUCUUUAGUUGGAACAUUUUUCCUUUGCAAUUGAUAUGAUGACAGCAGUUAAAAUAGCAGAAUUUAAGCUGUAAGGGUUCAGCUAAAUACUUUUUUUUUUUUUUUUUUUAACA